This is a messenger RNA of Oncorhynchus mykiss (rainbow trout), 1415 nucleotides long. Lineage: Eukaryota; Metazoa; Chordata; Actinopteri; Salmoniformes; Salmonidae. The record is from RefSeq and is a predicted model, not a curated record.
UAGAGAAAGACAAACGGAGCAAGAGAGAGAGAGAGAGAUCACUUUGGGAGAAGCAGAGUUUCUGUUUUCCUCAGAUACUUGUUUGUGUUCCUAUGUAUACGUAAUUACCGGUGAUCAGCGCUGUCUCGUGGACUUACAGUCUCUGCGGAGUAAUAGCUCCUUAUAGCCUAUGGACGGACUCAUUGAGCGCUCAGCUCUGUCCACGGAGAGGAGAGAGGGGACGGGAAGCGGCUGCUAGAAUAGUGGAAGACGAGAACAGGAAAGCACAGGAGCUGAGGCAGCCGAGGGGUUCCACUACAAAUACUGGAAUGGAAUAAACCAAUGGGUAACCAACAGUUGUGUGCUUUUUGUUCAAAAACUGUUUGUUUUCAUUUUAUUUGGGCACUUAUGGAUAACUUUCUUCCAACCACUUUUGUCGGAGUUUUUAAACAGAGCAGUGAAGCUACUUCAGAACGGGAUCUGUACAGCAGUCUGCUCUGCUCUUUACACACUACCUAUCUUGAAAUGUUGAUAUUUUAUGUCUAGUGCAGUCUUUGGAAGUAUGAAAUACGUAGGGAUGAAGCUGAUGUAAUUUUAUCCUUUCAGUCACAGCCAUCACUAAAAUGGCCAGUUUUGAGGCUUUGGCUCACAGCUCCCGCAUGUUGGUGUGGCCUGUCGGUUGUGUGUUUUUGUUUUUGGGCUGCUUAUCGGUGGCAUCCUCCUCCCACAGCCGCAGGUUAAUCUGCUGGCAGGCCAUCAUGAACUGUCAGACAGAGCCUGGGUGCCAUUACGCAUAUGGACAGUACAUGCAGGCGUGCGCUGCUGUUCUGAGAGGGGACAGGAAGAGGUGUCCCAGUCACUGCAUCUCCUCUCUGGUGCAGCUCAACCUGACGAAGAACGGGCCUGCGCUUGAGGACUGCAGCUGUGCUUCGGACCCCAUCUGCCGGAACACCAAGCGGGCCAUCGAGCCGUGCCUCCCCAGGACUAGCAACAUGGGCUGCACCGAGGCCCGGAUGCAGUGUGAAAGAGACCAGCCGUGCAGCUCUGCCAUGCGAGACUAUUUAAUCUACUGCGGGAAGCUUUUCAGCGGGGCAACUUGCACGAAUGCUUGUCGGAAUGUGAUUGCAGACAUGCGCAAAAUACCAAAAGCGGAGCUGUUGGAUUCGUGCGUGUGCGACGGGACCGAGAGGACCAUCUGCGAGUAUGUCAAGAUUAGCAUGAAGAACCUGUGCUUCGAAGCUCCUGUGACGGCGGAGGACGGCAGCGGGUCAGAGGACUACGAGGAAGAUGAUGGGGACUUCCCGGUGUCAGAACCAGAGUUCGUGGGGAGGAGCGCCGGUUCAGGUGGCUCUGCUGUGGGAACCUGUGGUGUUGUGACAACGGUGACUGCAUCUGUCCUGAUUCUACUAGUACCUCUUCUUUAAACUCUCCUCAUA